Molecule: messenger RNA, 2545 nt
Organism: Monopterus albus (swamp eel)
Lineage: Eukaryota; Metazoa; Chordata; Actinopteri; Synbranchiformes; Synbranchidae
Gene: prmt5
Product: protein arginine methyltransferase 5
Exons: 16
Coding region: 86-1981 (631 amino acids)
Biological process (GO): peptidyl-arginine N-methylation; regulation of DNA-templated transcription
Cellular component (GO): cytosol; nucleus
Source: RefSeq, a predicted model, not a curated record
UGGGUUUACACGCCAUUGCAGAUCCAAGAUGGCGUCGGUUUCUUCGAAAACCAGAGGAGCGAGAUGAUAGCAGUCGGCUGAAAUCAUGGCAUCCGUCAGUACGGGGAGUAGGGUGUCCUGUGGAAGAGAUUUGAAUUGUGUGCCGGAGGUAGCCGACACGUUAACUGCGGUCGCCAAACUUGGGUUUGAGUUCUUAUGCAUGCCACUGUUCCACCCGAGGUUCAGGAGGGAGUUUGAGUUUGAGCCCGCUAAAUCCCGACCCGGUGCCCAGACCCGCUCUGACCUGCUGUUGUGUGGACGAGAUUGGAAUACCCUUAUUGUUGGGAAGCUCUCUCCAUGGAUUGAUGCAGAUUCUGAAAUUGAGACGGAACGCAGAAACUCGGAAGCUGCUCUCACACAGGAGCUAAACUUCUCGGCCUACCUGGGUCUGCCCGUCUUUAUGAUCCCUCUGAAAGGCCCUCGGAAUGCCAAUCUUGCUCGCCUGCUGCUAAACCACAUCCAUACUGGACACCACACCUCAAAUUACUGGAUAUGUGUCCCACUGAUGGCCUCAGAGGACAUGCGGGAAGAUCUGAUUGAGAAUGAACCGACCACUUACAUUGAUGACACAAGUGUUGAUGAGAAGACCUGGAGCUGGUGGCACUCAUUUAGAACCCUUUGUGAUUACAACAAGAGGAUCUGUCUUGCUAUUGAAGUUGGAGCAGACAUGCCAUCAGACGCUGUGAUAGACAAGUGGCUUGGUGAAACUAUCAAAGCAGCCAUACUUCCCACCAGCAUCUUCCUAACGAAUAAAAAGGGCUUCCCUGUUUUGUCCAAAGCCCAUCAGCGAAUCAUCUUUCGUCUUUUCAAACUGGAGGCCCAGUUCAUAUUGGCAGGCACCAGUCGCCACACUGACAAGGACUUCCGGUGCUACCUGCAGUACCUGGGACACCUCCACAAGAACCGGCCUGCGCCCAAUGCCUACGAGCUCUUCGCCAAGGGCUAUGAAGACUACUUGCAGUCCCCUCUACAGCCCCUCAUGGACAACUUGGACUCUCAGACAUAUGAAGUGUUUGAGAAGGAUCCUGUUAAAUACUCACAGUACCAACAGGCUGUGUAUAAAUGUCUACUUGACAGAGUUCCAGAAGAGCAGAAAGAGACUAAUGUUCAGGUGUUGAUGGUGUUAGGAGCAGGUAGAGGCCCACUGGUCAACGCAUCUCUGCGUGCUGCCAGACAGGCAGACAGGAAGCUCCGGAUAUAUGCUGUGGAGAAAAAUCCCAAUGCCGUCAUUACGCUAGAGAACUGGCGCUUUGAGGAGUGGGGUGAUCAGGUGACAGUGGUGUCAUGUGACAUGCGUGACUGGGAAGCGCCUGAGAAGGCUGACAUCUUGGUGAGCGAGCUCCUUGGUUCAUUUGGUGACAAUGAACUCUCUCCUGAAUGCUUGGAUGGAGCGCAGCACUUUCUCAAAGAUGAUGGAGUGAGCAUCCCCUGUUCCUACACAUCCUUUGUGGCUCCUCUGUCGUCCUCCAAGCUUUACAAUGAAGUACGAGGCUGCCGGGAACGGGACAAGGACCCAGAGUGCCAUUUUGAGAUGCCCUAUGUAGUGCGCCUUCAUAACUUCCACCAACUAGCUGACCCAAAACCUUGCUUCACCUUCACACACCCCACAACAGAUAUGAACAACAACCGGUAUCAGUGCCUCAGAUUCCCAGUGGGUUGUAACUCGGUGCUUCAUGGCUUUGCUGGCUACUUUGAGACCACACUGUACAAAGAUGUCACUCUCAGUAUAAAACCAGACACGCAUUCACCUGGAAUGUUCUCUUGGUUCCCCAUUCUGUUUCCACUCAAACAACCCAUCUCAAUAUCCCGGGAUGAUAACGUUACAGUGCGAUUCUGGCGCUGCAACAAUGGAAAGAAGGUGUGGUAUGAAUGGGCUGUGACCGAGCCCUCCUGCUCUGCCAUCCACAACUCUGCCGGACGCUCCUACACGAUUGGCCUUUGAAGACAACAUGUAGCACACCUGUCAACAGACAAACACUCGCACGUUUGGUGGCAGUUGAAGUGGGGAGGUGGACUGGGUUUUUUUUAUAUAUAUAUACACAGAUACAACUAGGUCAGGUGGUGGUAUGAGCCCUUAAAAACCAGUGGUAGCACUUUUGAGCUGGCAAUGAAAAUGUUGAUUGGAUAAACCAGAUUUCAAUCUGUGGUUUCAAUCUGUACACACUGUAUUGUUUCUGUGUGUUUGGCUCAUUCAGGUUGGAUGAAACCUCGUUCUCUAGCUUCACUGGUUUGUCAUGUCAUACUUUUUUUAAUUUUUUUUGUUAUGUUCCUACUGUUCUAAACGGACAUACACAUUCAAAUCAACAGGACAUAUGCCUUAUCAAACACAUUUCACACAGGCCUCUACAUACUGACAAAACACUCUUCUCCUCAGCAUGAAGGGGUCAGAAGAAAGUAACUGUGUUCCUGUCACAUACUGUGUUGUUUGGGAAUCUCCUCCAUACAGUUUGUUAGUUUCUGUAUGUUUGAACCAUGCAAAUAAAAACACACUGUAAUGUUCUCUAAA